CGCGCUGCCAUGUCGACAGCGGCCAAGGUGCAUGCAAAGACGUUUGAGGUCGUGCCAGAUGUGGCCCGCGCCGACGCCAAGCGCCGGCAACUGGCCCGAGACGCCAAGGGCCUCGCCUGCUUGCGCUGGGCCGCUGCAAGCGUCGCCGUCCUCUUUGUCCUUGCCUACGUGCUCGUGUACUUUCUCUUGUCGCCGAUUGGCGCCGUCCGCAUCUACAAGGACACGACCGUGCGCUACGCAUCGUACGUCCACGUCCUCUCUGGGUCGGUGUGGCUCCUGCUGUCGACGCUGCAGCUCUUUCCCGGGUUUCGCACGUCGGAUCUGCGCCGCCACCGCACCAUCGGGUACGUUGCGCUCGCGGCCGCUGGCAUCGCGUUUGUUGCUGUCUGGACCAUGAUGCUCAUCGCAAAGACGUCGCUCGAAGGCGGCCUCGGCAUCCUUGUCGCCGCGGUCAUCUUUUCCCCGAUCUGGGUCUACACGCUGUACGCUGGCGUCAGCGCCAUCACGCGCGGCCAGGUCGAGCUGCACCGGUACUACAUGACGCGCGCGUACAUUUUGGCGGCGGCCAUCAUGGCCAUGCGGCCAGGCGUGGGCUUGCUCCACAGCCUCUCAUUAAUGCAAGACGUCCCACUCCUCGACCAGGUGCCCAUCAUCCUCGACAGCAUCUUCGCCGAGCACAUUCAAGACGACACGCGUCUGCGCCUCGGCGUCGUCUCGCUGGUCGUGCUCGCGUCCGGGUACAUGCUCACGGAAGCGUAUGCCAAGACGCCCGCCGCCUUUGCGUCCAUGCUGCACACGGCGUUUGAGCCAUGCACGCUCGUGGCGCGGCAGCUUGUUGCGCCCGACAUGGCGCUGCUCGUCCUCGAGUCGCCGGCCGGCUCCGUCCUCGACCGGGUCACGCCAGGGCACCACUGCGCGCUGCGAAUGGCAGGUGUGACGCGAUCGUACACGCCCGUGCCGCUGGCGCUGGUAGCAAGCGAGAUGCAUGCCCGGCAUCGCAUGGGCGUCCUUGUCAAGCGGGUUCCGAGCGGCGCGCUGAGUCCGCUGCUGCACGACGUAGCGCUGGGCACAUCCAUCAACGUACUCACGCCCAUUCCUGGUGCGUUUGAGCUCCAGCCACAGCUCCAUUCGGAGCUCGUCUUGGUCGCGGGCGGGUCGGGGCUAUCGACCAUGCUGUCGCUGUUGCCCGACGCCGUCGGCGACGUGCGCUACGAGCGCAUUUACCUUCACGUCUACACGACGUCUGGGACGCCGUUCCAGCACGAGCUCAAAGCCAUAGCGUCAGCGCAAUUGCACGUCUUUUACCACAAGGGCCGGCCGCGUGCGGAUGACUUCCACGCUGUGCGCCCGGAUGCUUCGAAGAUUGCGGUCUGCGGCCCCGUGGGGUUUAUGCAUACCGUCAUUACAAUCUUCCCGAAUGUCCCUCGCCUCCACCUCCACGCCUUUGGCCUCGACGACAUGUAAAGAGGUACCGCCGGUACUCGGAUGCGGCAUGGUGCUGGGCUGCAUGAACAGAGUUUGUUGGCAGGAGCUUUGCUUAAUGAUCAAUGACUCCGCUCAUGUUGAUACAGC
This is a messenger RNA of Saprolegnia diclina VS20, 1572 nucleotides long. RefSeq lists its product as hypothetical. Gene Ontology annotation, molecular function: oxidoreductase activity. The record is from RefSeq and is a predicted model, not a curated record. The coding region runs from base 10 to 1464 and encodes 484 amino acids. The transcript has a single exon. NCBI's taxonomy places the organism in Eukaryota, Oomycota, Saprolegniomycetes, Saprolegniales, Saprolegniaceae.